Molecule: messenger RNA, 1263 nt
Organism: Sphaerodactylus townsendi
Lineage: Eukaryota; Metazoa; Chordata; Lepidosauria; Squamata; Sphaerodactylidae
Exons: 7
Coding region: 1-1098 (365 amino acids)
Source: RefSeq, a predicted model, not a curated record
AUGGAGAGAGAGAGACCCCUUUCCCGGCUUGUACGACAACAUUGGGGGGAGCAGUGGGGGGAGGGGGCGGGCCGAGAGGAAAAGCUUCACCCAAGUCACCGGAAAAACCCAAACGACCCUCCUCUCAGCCUCCUGGCGGAGCCCCCAGUCCCUGAAGUUCUGUCCCACCCUAAUAUACAGCGGAAGAAAUCCGACUGCUACUCACACGCCUCCCCGCACCUGGAAAUAGAAGACAACUCUUCCACACACCCCUCUCAUCUGAACCCCCCUCCCCCAUUUUCCAAGGACCAGGAAGCGAGGAGGAGGAGGAGGAGGGGCCUAUUCCGGGGUCCCGAGCGCCGAAGCAGAUGGCUACGGAGGCAGCGCGAGGCCGCCUGUCUCUCUCCCUGCGUCUCCCAUAAAGCGGGGGCGCGCUCGGCACGGGGCGGGGGGGGGAGCCAUGAAAGGCGCUCGGUUGACGGAAUUUACUAUACAAAAAAAUCCCCUUUGAAGAAUCUUCUGCCAGAGCUGUUCCAAAAACACAGGCGUUUCCCGGCCCGGCCCCCGUUCCUAUCCAGGGGACCCGGCGCCGGGGGAACGUUCACUGGAUCGUGCCCCGGGACAAAACGAGCCCCUCCCCAAGGCGAUUCCCUCCCGCUGAACACGUUUGCGCUCCCUGUCGCCCGCAAAGCCGUCAGCAGGCGUCCUCACGGAGCAGGGACCCACAAAGAACACGGCGUUGGUGGAGAUUUCAUGGCGCAGACGUCCCCGCUGCUGGAUUCAAAGGUGGGAGACGCCAACGCGGGAGAAGGUGGUUUUCUACGGGUCGGGAGGCGCCGUCGGACGGAGAAGAACACUGCCGAAGGCCCUGGAGCCUGUCUGGAGACGGAGAAGCGCCGUUUCUUCCCCGCAGCGGCUGACUGCCCAUUCACUCCUUGCCGGGCCUUUCUGAAGCACAACGAAACGGAGAAGAGAAGCAGCAGGCUCCUGUGCGUGGUACCAUUUCAGACUGCUCUUCUCGAAAACUCUCCGGAAUCUAACCCAAUGAAUCCAACCCUGUGCCAAACCAAUAGGGAGAGCCAAAGGCAUCUUCUGUCCAGACAGUUUCGCCAGCUUUAACAAUCAGAAGUGCUGAGUUUCAGAAGACAAGAGAGGGAGGGAAGUCAAGUCGGCCGUGACUCUGGUAGACUGGGAGGCGCCCUGCUGAUAGAUCUACCGCCUUCUGAGCAUUAUGGUUCUCCAGGCGGUGUACAACGGCAGCGCCAAAACAAACAAACAAACAAA